Molecule: messenger RNA, 1708 nt
Organism: Amblyraja radiata (thorny skate)
Lineage: Eukaryota; Metazoa; Chordata; Chondrichthyes; Rajiformes; Rajidae
Gene: gpr132a
Product: G protein-coupled receptor 132a
Exons: 2
Coding region: 454-1482 (342 amino acids)
Biological process (GO): G1/S transition of mitotic cell cycle; G protein-coupled receptor signaling pathway; negative regulation of G2/M transition of mitotic cell cycle
Cellular component (GO): membrane
Molecular function (GO): G protein-coupled receptor activity
Source: RefSeq, a predicted model, not a curated record
AGGAGUGGUCGGUACAAGUGGCCGAGGAAGGAACGAUUUGCCCACACAGUUGGCUGGCAAUAGGCAAUAGGUGCAGGAGUAGGCCAUUCUGCCCUUCGAGCCAGCACCGCCAUUCAAUGUGAUCAUGGCUGAUCAUCCACAAUCAGUACCCCGUUCCUGCCUUCUCCCCAUAUCCCCUGACUCCGCUAUCUUUAAGAGCCCUAUCCAGCUCUCUCUUGAAAGUAUCCAGAGAACCAGCCUCCACCGCUGAUCACUUUGUGUGUGUGCGUGUGUGUUGGGGGUGGUAGUUUGUGGCUGGCUGCAACUGGCUGCCUUCAUUGUGGUAUAAUACUGACACGUGCUUCCUGAGUGGAAGUCCAGAGACACUUCUGCAACUGAGCGCUAGUCACGCUGAGGGACUAUUACCUGACAUUACAACAGCCGGGACUGUGUUGCUGCCACGGGACUCAUGCGAUGAAUAACUCCAACAUCAGUAAGGCGUGCAACGUGACCUUCAACCAGGGCGCUGUGCCAUUGGCCACCGUCUACAGCCUGGUGCUGAUCUUCGGGCUGCCCACCAACCUGCUGACUCUCACCCUCAGCGCCAUGAAGAUUCGGAGGAAGAACGUGCUGUCGGUCUACCUCUUCACCCUCUCGCUCUCUGACCUGAUCUACCUGGCCACCAUCCCCUGGUGGAUCACCUACAUCAGGAACUCCAGCCGCUGGAGCCACGGCCAGCUGGCCUGCAGCAUCACUGGCUACAUCUUCUUCAACAACCUGUACAUCAGCAUCCUCCUGCUGUGCUGCAUCUCGGUCGACCGCUGCCUGGUCGUCCUCUACCCCAUCGAGGCGCGGUGGCGGCAUCGCAGGCGGGUGGCCGUGGCGGUCUGCCUCGCCGUCUGGGCCACGGUGAUGCUGGUCCACACCCCCGUCUUCUACCUGUCCAUGGUGCAGAACACGCGGGGCAAGAACGACUCUUGCUUCGAGACCAUCCCCAUGCCCGACAUGGUGGCAAAUUUCAACUACGCUCGCUUCUGCAUUGGCUUCUGCCUCCCCCUCGCCAUCUUGGUGACCACCAACUUCCUGAUCUUCCGCCGCAUCCAGUCCAGCCCCUGCCUGAACACCACCCAGAAGAGGAAAGUCAAGUACCUGGCCCUGGCAGUCAUCCUCAUCUUCCUGGUCUGCUUUGCCCCCUACCACAUCAUCCUGCUUUCCAGGGCUCUGGCGUUCUCCCUGAGCAAGAACAGUUGCUGGUUCGAGGAGCAGAUCUACGGCGUGUCCACCACCUUCCUCUGCCUCUGCACUGUCAACAGCGCCGUCAACCCCUUCCUCUACAUGUUCUCCUCUGAGAGCACCAGGCAGGAGUUGAUACGGGACCUCCGGCUCCUCUUCUUCCUGCCCCUGCCUCGGGAGAGCGGGACGGAGACCUGCUUCCUCAACCACGGCACAGGCUCCAAGAUGUCCUCUAGUCAGAAGAAAGAGGUGACCAGUGACAACAAAUGACCCAGCCGGGACCUCUGACUUACCAAGUCCCCAUGUCAUGUACUUGGAGCAGGCUCGCGAGAAGAUGGUCUACGAGUCGUAAAUCUUAAAUCUCCGCGCCUGCUCAAAUGUUUGAAUACUCACAGAAGGUCAGGAGAUCUGAUCUGAUCCAGGAACUGGGCUGGCAAAGGAUGAGCCACACACCUGGACACACCUGGGUCGUGGACAUUCAUCACCAACUACCGUU